Messenger RNA from Halichondria panicea, 1323 nucleotides. RefSeq names its product E3 ubiquitin-protein ligase MIB1-like. The record is from RefSeq and is a predicted model, not a curated record. NCBI's taxonomy places the organism in Eukaryota, Metazoa, Porifera, Demospongiae, Suberitida, Halichondriidae. The transcript has 8 exons. The coding region runs from base 601 to 1119 and encodes 172 amino acids.
CACUGUGCUGUGCAGCUGGCAAUGUGGACGUGCUCAAGGUCAUCAUGCAUGGAGUUCGCCCCCAAUGUGGAAGUGGGGGAUGAAGAUGGUGACAGACCACUGCAUCUCUGUGCUUACAGUUGGUGUGAAGUUCCAUGGUAGUCUGAGAUCACCUGCCCCCCUACUGCCACAGCUAGGGCACACAGAGAGGUGGUGAGCCAGUCUGAAAUCACCUGCCCCCCUACUGCCACAGGACACACAGAGAGGUGGUGAGCCAGUCUGAGAUCACCUGCCCCCCUACUGCCACAGGGCACACAGAGAGGUGGUGAGCCAGUCUGAGAUCACCUGCCCCCUACUGCCACAGGGCACACUAGAGAGGUGGUGAGCCAGUCUGAGAUCACCUGCCCCCUACUGCCACAGGGCACACUAGAGAGGUGGUGAGCCAGUCUGAGAUCACCUGCCCCCUACUGCCACAGGGCACACUAGAGAGGUGGUGAGCCAGUCUGAGAUCACCUGCCCCCUACUGCCACAGGGCACACUAGAGAGGUGGUGUACCCUACUCCCCUACGUUCUGGCAUUGCCACCCACCACCCACCCACAGCCUCUCUGCCAGUUGAAGUUAUGGAUAUUGCUGGAGCCACUGGCAGUGGUAGUGUGGGUGUGGCUAUUGAGCCGUGCUUCCUGUGUGAGGCUCCAGUGGACGUCAAGUUUGAGCCAUGCCGUCACGCUGUCAUGUGUGCAGAAUGUGCACAGAGAGCCAAGAGAUGCCCUAUUUGCAAAGCUGCAGUCAAGACUAUCUCCAAGCUGUCCAAGGUUUGUGUGAUGUGUAAUGAAGAGGAGGCCACAGCCACUGUCAAGCCAUGUGAUCACACCUUCUGUCCAGAAUGUGCCCGGAGGAUGAAGACAUGCUUCGAGUGUCCAGUGCUUAUUACUGCAAAAGAGGGACUACCCCCCGUCUCGGCCACCAGUGUCCAUCCGCUGGCCAGCCCUGACUCUGAAUCUAAUUGUCCUAUUUGUCUGACAGAGCCUAAGAACACGGCCUUCCUGUGUGGACACCAGACAUGCUGGGACUGUGCACAGAAGGUCGACCAUUGCCCCGUGUGCAAGAAGUUUGUGACUCAUAGAAUUCAGUUGUUUUAGUGACAAUUUAGUAUUUGUUUUGUUUAAUUGUUGUUCUUUCUUUUCUGACUUUGUCAUGCAGACUUUUUUGAGUUUAGGCGAUGUGUUUUAAGGUUUUAGGUACACGUGCAGCAAACAUUAGACAACUUUUGUGUGUAGUGUUAAUUGUUGUUUCGUUAUUUAUGUCAAUUGUUAGUUAUCAAUGAAUUAAUGGUAAUAGUAUAA